UGCCAAGGAACAAGUUUUCACUUAAAAACAAUGUCAAUGUUCUAAAAAUAGGACCGCAAUGCGUACUUGGGUCUUAUGCUUAGUUUUACUCCUUUCGCUUGGAAUGCUGUUUUCAAAUGUCAGUACCUGGGAGUUGAAUUGCUACAAGUGAGAUGGUUGACAUAACAAGUAGUUACAAUUUUAAGUGGGAAAAGUAUGGCAGAAUACUGUUUAUUUACUUACUUUAUCCUCUAAUAAUAAUGAUCUAUUUAGCUCUUAGUCCUAAUAGGACAUAACACAACAACAAUCUCUCAGUUUAGCCCUAUUUUGUGGAAUGUCCCAUGUGAGUGAGUGAACUCAGCACUGUUUACACAUGUCAAGUGAAGUUGUACAUGUAGUGUCAAAAGGUUUUGCUGCUGUAAUGACUAAGCCUGUUUAAAUACAUAAUAACAUUAAAAACUGAGUACCGCAGGGUUGUCAUUUGUUUUUUGAGUAGGGGGUUCCAUCCGAAAUGUAGGCAGAUAAGGUUUGCGUGAAAAACAUGCCGCAAAGCGGCUGGAAAAAUUAAGCGGUCCUUCACCUACCGUGUAGCUAGGCUCUGGAAUAAUAUAAGAUCUUCAGACUCUGUCAUCGUUUUUAGGAAAAUAAUUGUUUACCUACUUUUUUCUGAUAAAUCUAUUAAUUUGUAAAAAGUAAAUCCAACCCAUUGUAUGUCACUAAGUUUUUAAUGCAUAUUUAUUACCUAAGGCCCAGUUCAGACGCCAAACUUUUCAUGAGCCGAACUUUAUUCGAAUUUAGGCUGACCCAAAUUAACAAAAGUACGCCUGUUGAUUCAGACGUCGAACUUAAUUCAGUUUGAACCAAAACAAAUUGAAAUGUCAGCGGUUUUCAGGCCAGUGUAAACAUGGCAGACGACGCUAGAAGACGCGGCAAUCGCCCCAUAUCGAAGGAGUUUCUCUUACGAACAAUGAUGGAGAGAGCGAAAAUUAGGAGGAAAAGGAUGCAGACCCUAUUUCAUUACAUGGUGACAAGAAGACGACAGCUGGUAAAUGUCUGUUUAGUCACUGUGCUCUUGUUAUUGUCUCAAGAAAAUGUUUCAUCUGAAUAUAGUCGUUCCUGCCGUCGCUUUGGGAGAAACAUGGGAUGGUUUAACUGCGUUUGGAAUACUUAUUCUGAAGAACGUUUCAAGAAAACAUUUCGAAUUUCACGUGGAACUUUUCAUUUUAUCCUAAAUCGGAUCAGGCAUGUCCUUCAAAGAGUAACAGUGACCGAAGAACUGAUAUCACCAGAAUGUUGGUUAGCUAUUUGCCUUUAUUGUCUGGCAAGGGGUGAUUAUUAUUACACAAUCGCAGAGAUGACUGGACUAGGGGUUUCUACAGUGUGUACAAUUGUCAACGAGGUGACAAAGGCAAUAGUGGAGAACUUGUGGGAAGAGUGUGUGACCAAACAUAUGCCCAAGUCAGAGGAAGAGUUUAAGAAGAAAAUGUUGGACAUGGAGGAACUUUGGCAGUUUCCAUGUUGUUGGUCCGCAUUAGAUGGCUGUCACAUCCCCAUCAAGUGCCCACCAGGAGGUCUUCAAUCAUGUAAAGAGUACUAUAAUUUUAAGAACUUUUAUUCAAUUGUUAUGAUGGGGAUGGUUGACUCGAACUAUAGGUUCAUGUGGGGAACUUGUGGGUUUCUAGGAAACUCACAUGAUGCUAUUAUUCUCCAGUCAACUCAACUUUGGGCUGACAUAAAAGAACAUGAGCUGAUUCCUAACAUUGGGAAGAAAAUUGGCGAAGUGCUUGUGCCACCACUAGUGCUUGGAGACUCGGCAUUUCCAUUUAAAACGUGGCUCAUGAAACCCUAUAGCAACGCUGUCCUAACCCCAAAACAGAGGUAUUACAAUUAUCGGUUGAGUAGAGCAAGGAUGGUGACCGAAGGUUGUUACGGUCAAUUGAAAGGAAGAUGGUGAGUCCUUCUAAGGAAAUGUGAA
This is a messenger RNA of Orbicella faveolata, 1954 nucleotides long. RefSeq lists its product as uncharacterized. Lineage: Eukaryota; Metazoa; Cnidaria; Anthozoa; Scleractinia; Merulinidae. The record is from RefSeq and is a predicted model, not a curated record.